AUGGCUACCUCAACCAAAAUUUGGAUCACACCGGAGAAUACUGGAGUAUUCUGUACUGCGAACUUGAGCUUGGCGUCCGCGCGCAAAGUGAGCGAGGUUCUUCAGCAUGAUAUGGAAAACCACCAUAUCUAUCUCAAUGAGAUUCAGUUUCACGAUCAUAUUGUGCAUUUUAUGCUCACAAUCUGGGCUCUCGGGGCGUCUCCCGAGACGAUACAGCUACAAUAUGAGCGAGAGGUUAAGCGUCAGCGGCCCGCUUAUCCGCGGGACGAGAAGGUCGUCGCGUCUUUUUCUGACAAAGACGAAUUCAUGAAGUACAUGUUCCAAGAGGAACAUUACUCCAACUACCUUGCCUUUUUCCAACGUGAGAUUGCUGCUAAGGGUGUUCCGGCUGUCAUGAAGGAUUACCUGUUUGGUGGUGAUAAGCUCGCUGAAUCAUUGCUUUCCCGAAUGUUUGCAGGUCUUGUCCAUCCAAUUAUCCAUCUUGGCUUCGGUAUCGAGUUUCAGCAGCCUGCGAUCAUUGCGCAAGCUCUUGCACAGGCCUCAGUUCAUCAAGACUAUUUGAGUGAUCAAUUCUUUGAUCUUGCUUCAACUGCUGCGGCAGCCAGCUCAUAUUCCGCAAAGUCUCUCAUGCAAAUAAUGAAAGAGAUGCGCGCCGACGAAACGGUCAGGAAUGCGUCUAGGCACGGAGACACAGAUGUUUUUGAAGAUGGGAUCCUCAAGCGGGCGAGCGAAACGAUCAUUCACCAUUGUAGCAAGUGGUCUGUACCAGAGGACAAGAUACCGGAAAGGCUUGCGGAAAUGAUCAACACGGCGAUCUAUUGGACCGCCACGGCCCAGAACCCGGAAAAGAAGUUAAAGCUGGAUUUUUUCUUCAUUCAUACUGUCAAUCUCUCCAUUUUCUUCAAGGCAUUCAUGGAACUACCAUACAUUGAAACCCCUGUGAAGAGCCGGCUUUUGGAAAUGAAAGGUCGAAUGGAUCUUUUGAUCUGGGCAUCUCGAAAGAUGCCAGAGCCACAGGUCGACGACAUCUUAAACUACCCAAUCCAUUUGGGCUGGCCCGAAGUCUUUUCAAAGAGUUAUCUUCAUCCUUCAGAUGAUGGUCACCUAGCGAAGUUUGUUCGUACCGUCGCUUUUGCCGAAAAGUUAAGUCAUUCUUAUGAGACAAAGCUUGACAGUGAUAUCUUUCCAGUCUCUGGAGAUAUGUGGCUGAAGAUAGGGAAUAUGGCCGUUGAUACUGCAGGUGUUAUCUUCAGUGAUAUCUGGGUUCGAGGGGCCGGAUUUGCCGAGCCUUGGGCCAAAUUUGGACCUCGGAGAUAG
Molecule: messenger RNA, 1317 nt
Organism: Penicillium manginii
Lineage: Eukaryota; Fungi; Ascomycota; Eurotiomycetes; Eurotiales; Aspergillaceae
Product: questin oxidase family protein
Exons: 4
Coding region: 1-1317 (438 amino acids)
Molecular function (GO): oxidoreductase activity
Source: RefSeq, a predicted model, not a curated record